CCGCUGCCGCCACUCAGGUUACAGCUGCUUGGCUGGGUGCCCGGGGAGAUGGACGAGCUUUGAUCUCUGUUACUCCUCCAACACAGCGCCCUCUAGCCUUUCCCCAUCAGCCAGUUCUCUGUAGCAAAGUACCCAACCAGAAGGGUGUAUAGGCUCUACCCCCCCCCCAUGCCACAAAUCCCUCCAGAAGUGCCCAGCUCCUCAUACCUUUCUUUUCCCGCAGGUGCCUCGAGGAUUCUCUCCACCAUUAUGGGGCCCUGGUCCACCCUGGUCCUACUGGGGCUUCUCUUCUGUUGCUGCCUGGGCCACAGCAGCAGCCUUGCUGGUGCGCCCCGUGUCUACCUGACCUACAAAGAACUGCUGGAGACUCGCACUGCCCGUCCUUUCAGCUUCACCUUCAACACAAGUGAUUAUCGGAUCCUCCUGGUGGACCAAGACCAGGAACGGCUCUAUCUUGGAGCACGGGACUUCCUGGUGGCCUUGGACCUUCACAACAUCAACAAGGAGCCACUCAUUAUCCACUGGCCAGCACUACCAAGCCACCAGAAUGAGUGUCGCUUGGCAGGAAAAGGGCAGAGGGGUGAAUGUUUCAACUACAUCCGGCUUAUGGAGCCGUGGAACCGCACUCACCUCUAUGCGUGUGGAACAGGGGCCUACCACCCAGUCUGUGCCCUCAUCAACCGUGGCUGGCGCUCUGAAGAGUACCUCUUCCGUAUGGUGCCUCGUUCGCUGGAGCCGGGAAAGGGGAAGUGCCCUUAUGACCCACGGCAGCACAGCAUGGCCGUGCUUGUCAAUAACACAUUGUAUGCUGGAGUGCAUGUGGAUUUCAUGGGCACUGAUGCUGCCCUGUUCCGUACCAUGGGGCCUCGCCCAGCUGUGCGCACUGAGCAACAUGACUCCCGCUGGCUCUAUGACCCUGUUUUCCUCCAGGCUCACGUCAUUCCAGACAGCUCCGACCACAACGAUGACAAGCUCUACUUCUUUUUCCGUGAGAAAGCGCUUGAGGGUGCCGUGGGGCCUGCUGUGCUCGCUCGGGUGGGACGGGUUUGCCUGAAUGACGAUGGAGGCCAGCGCUCUUUGGUGAACAAGUGGACGACAUUCCUCAAAGCCCGCCUUGUUUGCUCCGUGAUUGGAGAGGAUGGCGUGGAGACAUUCUUUGACGAGCUGCGCGAUGUUUUCCUACUGCCGACUCAGGAUGAGAAGCAUCCGCUGCUCUACGGGGUGUUCUCCACGCUGGGGUCAGUGUUCCGUGGCUCUGCAGUCUGUGUUUACUCCAUGGCUGACAUCCGCACAGUCUUCAACGGGCCCUUUGCACAUAAGGAGGGGCACAACUACCAGUGGGGCCCGUACACGGGACGGGUGCCCUACCCUCGCCCGGGAGCUUGUCCAGGAGGAACCUUCACCCCUGGGCUUCGAUCCACGCGUGAGUUUUCUGAUGAGCUGGUGACCUUUGUGCGCGCUCACCCUUUGAUGUACAACGCCGUUUACCCACUGCAGCGCCGCCCCCUGCUGGUGAGGACCAACAUGCCCUACAGCUUCACCACCUUGGCUGUUGACUUGGUGGAUGCUGUGGACGGGCGCUACGAGGUGCUCUUUCUCGGCACAGACCAGGGCACAGUGCAGAAGGUGAUAGUGCUGCCGAAGGAACAUGGCAUCUUGGAAGAACUGACCCUGGAGGAAGUCGAGGUCUUCCGGGCUCCAGCUCCAGUGAAGACCCUCUGGAUCUCCUCUAAACGGCAACAGCUGUACGUCUCCUCGGAUGUGGGUGUUUCCCAGCUGAGCCUGCACAGAUGCCGUGAGUACGGGGAAGCCUGUUCUGACUGCUGCCUGGCCCGGGACCCCUAUUGCGCUUGGGAUGGGCAACGUUGCACCCGCUAUAGCCACACAGCGAAAAGGAGGAGCCGCCGUCAGGACAUCAAACAUGGGGACCCCCUGAGGCAGUGCCGGGGAUUUAAUGCCAAGGUAGAACAGCAAUUACAUGAGCAGAUUCAAUAUGGGCUAGAAGGAGGCAGCGUAUUUCUGGAGUGUGAACCACGGUCUCCUCAUGCGUCCGUCAAGUGGCUUAUGCAAACUCAUGAUUCUGACAAACGCAAGGUGUUGCCCCGGGAUCGUGUACUACUGCGAACGCCCCAGGGUGUGCUUUUAGGUCCAGUAACCCCGGCUGAUGGUGGGUUCUACCAAUGCAUAGGCACUGAAAAUCGGUUCCGCCACACGCUGCGCCGUCUUCGCUUGCACAUCCUGCCACGUGCUUUGCUUGAGGGGGCCAUCACCCACGAAGGACCACCUGCCCUUGGCAUUUGCGAGAGUUAUUGGCAGCAGCUCAACAGAGCCCAGGACACCCGCCGUGGGCGGAGUGGCCGCCAGUCCCAUGCCCUGCGGGACUCUGAACAGCAGGCCAAUUGGUAUAGAGCCUCCCAGCACUCUCUGAACUGGACCAGCAGUAGUCCCCAGCACUCCAAAAGCAGCAGCAGCAUUCGCCACCACCACCACCGCUCCAAGCCAUGGACGGGCCACCGUUCCCCCCCUCGAAGCUGAGUUCAGUGGAAGGGAAAGUGGGGGGGGAGAGAGGCUUUAACCCACAUUCUUUGAUGCGAGAGAAUGACAUUCCAAUGGACUCUUUGUAAGAGCUGGGGAAAACUUUUCUUUCCUUCACAAGCUGAGGGGGACAACACUGUUGUUAACAGGGUGUGUUGUGUUGUGUGUCCAGGCUAAUUCCAAGGUUUUGCAGGACCAGGGCUCACUGGCUCUUUCCACAGAUGUAAAUAUGACCAGUGCUGAUUCCAGGGGCUUUGGUUUUAGAGUCUAUUUUUUACGAUGCUCAUUUCUCCCCAUCUGACCCCCAUCUAUCAUGGUAGGAAAAUGGUGGGGCUCCCUUCAACUUUAACCCCAUGAUUUCAUUAACCCUGUGUUUCAGGAACAGAGUGAAGAUAAUAAAAUGCCAAUUUAUUUUCUAAACAAAAUGGAAAAAGGCCCUGCUGAAUUUGUGAAAGGGAGGACAGUUCUAUGCAGUGAUCCUAAUGUGACAGUAAACAUAGCUGUAAGAUCCAAUCCUGCUGAAUCAGUCCUACUGAGCACGGUAGAGGAUAAUGUCAGCAGCGUAUUCUUUUAAAAGUAGUUCAAGCCAACUUGGUUUUUUUUACUACAAACAGCACAAGCAUUAAACCGAACCCUUUCUUCAGCUGAAAAUAAAUUACACAGAUCCCUCCUUGUUUUUGUCCAGGCUGUGACCAAACGAGCAAACAUGGUCGACA
Elgaria multicarinata webbii is the source of this 3251-nucleotide messenger RNA. Its product is annotated as semaphorin-3F-like. Gene Ontology annotation, molecular function: chemorepellent activity; semaphorin receptor binding. The record is from RefSeq and is a predicted model, not a curated record. The transcript has 17 exons. Gene Ontology annotation, biological process: neural crest cell migration; semaphorin-plexin signaling pathway; negative regulation of axon extension involved in axon guidance. NCBI's taxonomy places the organism in Eukaryota, Metazoa, Chordata, Lepidosauria, Squamata, Anguidae. Bases 169 to 2535 code for a protein of 788 amino acids. Gene Ontology annotation, cellular component: plasma membrane.